UUUUAUUGUCAACAAAUGUUAAAGUCUCUAAGAUGCAUGUAGUAUAGAAAUUCGUAUUAGUUUCCUACCACGGUAUUUAAUGACCCACCUUUAAAAUGUUACUUAAAUGUGACUCUAAUUAAAGAAAUAUUUAAUCAACGAAUUGUCGACGUUAUUUGCAAUUAGAGUACAAAUCAAGUGACAAACAUAUAGCUAUAUUUAUACCGUGUAAUUCUACAAUUUUGAAUGUGUUUUAGGCAAUCGAACACCAGGUGGCAUUGAACAUAAUAACCAAAAUGGGUCUGAUAACCUCGUUGGUUUUCAUUCUUCUGACAGUUGUUGUCUACUGUGUCUUUUGGAGACACGUGAAAUCUGUCCAAUCGAUCAUCAUAAUGAACUUGUCCUGCAUGUUGUUUUUGGCAAAUCUGUUAUUUUUAACAGCGAUUGACAGGACAGGUAACAAGAUUGUUUGUACCACAAUAGCAGCUCUUCUUCAUUUCCUGUAUCUAUCAGUGUUUGCCAUCAUGCUUGCACAAGGUCUUGAACUGGCGUACAUAGUCUUGAAACCUGUCCAUACGCACACCCCAGGAUUGCGCCUUCUAUUUGCCUUUUACGGUAUAAGCGUCAUUAUUGUUGCAGUCACUAUGGGAGUUGUAAAGCUUGAGGGAUAUGGAAAUGAUGAAGUGUGUGACAAUCUCUUGAGUUUAUUGAUUCACUAUGGGAGUUGUAAAGCUGGAGGGAUACUAGUAUGGAAAUGA
Molecule: messenger RNA, 737 nt
Organism: Mercenaria mercenaria
Lineage: Eukaryota; Metazoa; Mollusca; Bivalvia; Venerida; Veneridae
Product: putative adhesion G protein-coupled receptor E4P
Exons: 5
Coding region: 276-737 (153 amino acids)
Biological process (GO): cell surface receptor signaling pathway; adenylate cyclase-activating G protein-coupled receptor signaling pathway
Cellular component (GO): membrane
Molecular function (GO): G protein-coupled receptor activity
Source: RefSeq, a predicted model, not a curated record